AUGCACCUCGACGGGGGCUGCCUCUGCGGCGAUGAGGACUUCAGGGUCAUUCAGGGGGAGCCAAAAAUCUACCACUCGACAGCAGAGGGGGUGAGGAGGUUCUGCGGCCGGUGUGGGACGCAGCUGGUGUUUCAAACAGUGGGCAGUCCUGUUUUGGACGUGACCAUCGCCAGCCUGGACACGCCAGAUGUCCUGCAGCCGGAGGCCCACAUCUGGAUUGAGAGCAAGCGGUCCUACAUUGGCACCCAAGACCUGCCCAGCUUCCACAAAAAGCGCCCUGCUGACUGA
This is a messenger RNA of Coccomyxa subellipsoidea C-169, 288 nucleotides long. RefSeq lists its product as hypothetical. The record is from RefSeq and is a predicted model, not a curated record. Lineage: Eukaryota; Viridiplantae; Chlorophyta; Trebouxiophyceae; Coccomyxaceae. Bases 1 to 288 code for a protein of 95 amino acids. Gene Ontology annotation, molecular function: carbon-sulfur lyase activity. The transcript is spliced from 2 exons.